Stylonychia lemnae is the source of this 1014-nucleotide messenger RNA. Lineage: Eukaryota; Ciliophora; Spirotrichea; Sporadotrichida; Oxytrichidae. The record is from the annotation of a GenBank genome assembly.
AUGAUGUAGGAAAUAAUCUCUAAGUCAGAGGAAAAUCAUAUCUAAAUGAUUUAGGCCCAAGCAGAAGCAUCCCAUUAAGAAGCCUAAGGGUUUACUUACUAACAAGCAGUAGAUCCAAGAUUCUAAACCAAUAACCCCUAUUUGCAUCAGAAAAUAUACCACUCUAUGCAAAAUAUCGGGCCAAACAAUCUUUUUAUAGAAGGAUUGUCUCAACUUGGAAAUUUAAACCAAAAUUUCCAGAAUAAUUUCUAAUAAUAAUUGUAGCAUUAGUAAUAAUAGCACUCAGGCAAGCAAAUUUCGUAAUAGUAACACUUAAAGUAAAAGUGCUAGCAAUAAUAACUGAUGAAACUUGAAUUGGACAGCUAAAUUGCUUAAUAAUAGCUACAUGAAAUGGCAAAUGUUUUAGAUUACAGAGAUGGAUAGGCUCUUGGCUUUAAGGAAAAUGAGAAAUACAUAGAUUCGAAAACGAAAACCAUUAUUAUUCAAGAAUUGGUCAAUAGGAGUGCUUCCUUGAAUAAUAAUAACUAGAUUAAGCAGCAUAUGAUUAAACCACAGACUCAAAGCACAAAUCCAUUUGAGAACUCUAAUAACCUUCAAAAAUAUUAUCGAGACGUUCAAAAUGCUGUGUUUAAAAAUCUUCUUGAGGAGCUUAAAAGAUUAGUUGCUUUUAUGAGAGAAUGGAAAAAGCUAGAUCAUUUGAAAGAGAGUUUUGACAAGGAAAACGAAUAAACAUUCUUACACUAUGCUGCUUAAAAAAAUUUUCAUGAAGUCUUAGAGGUACUAAUUGAUGCUGGCUUGAAUGUAAAUGCUAAGGAUAAUGAACAAUAAACUUGCCUUGACAUAGCGAUUGCGAGGGGUUUUGCAGAACUUGCAGAUAUUUUGGAGUAUCAUUUCAAGGUUGAAGUUAUGUGGAAGAAUAGAAAUUGCUUGCUUAAACUCUAUUUAUCGAAGGAAAAAACUCCAUUUAAGAAUCUCUCCUUGGGCAUAUUCAGAGAAAUCAUAAAAUAUGCGUGA